UGAAGAAAUGUCGAAAAGAUUUCAAAGCAAUCUCGACCAAAUUCGAACACCAGGCCCUUGGACGUGAUGAGCAGUGAUAUCUGUCUUUCGCCAAAAGGUGCUCAAGAGGAUAAUCAGAAAUGAGCAAGGGAAAAGAAGCAGGAAAAAUACAAGUCUACGUCCGUGUACGUCCUUUUACGGAGAGAGAAAAGGACAAACGAGAAGUGAAUGCGAUUGAAAUUCAUCAAGAGCACUCGCUGAUACGUGUAUUGGACCCACGAAGCCGAACAAACUAUUUUUUUGAUGGCGUAUUUAGCCCAGAAGCAUCCAACCAAGAGGUAUAUCUUAAGGUCGGAAAACCUCUCGUCUACGCUGCACUGAAUGGCUACAAAGGAACACUGCUGACAUACGGACAGACCGGCACAGGCAAAACCUUCACACUUCUGUCAGAUGAUGGCGUUACCACGCGAGUUGUGCAGCACUGCUUUGAAAAAAUCGCCAGCGAUGAGAUUCACAACUACAAGGUGAUGUGCUCAUUUCUACAAGUCUACCAAGAGAAGGUCUACGAUCUAUUAAAUCCGCGGUUCACGGUAGAUUUACCAGUAAGAGAACAUCCAAAAAAAGGUGUAUACGUAGCAAACUUGACCCAACACGAAGUGAAGAGUGCCGGAGAUGUGUUUGCACUCUUGGAAAUAGGGAAACAACAUCUGGUUAUAGCGGAAACCAAGAUGGUCCGGCACUCCAGCAGAUCACACUCAAUCAUGCAGCUUAUUAUAGAAAGAAGACUAAAAGCGCACAUUGCUAAUGAAAAACCACCAACCCAAAGCAAAACUAGUGUGUCCCACGAGGUAGUUCAAGAAUCUAUCAUGGCAGUCGAUGAGACAAUUAACAAUCUCAUAAAGGAACUGAAACAAGAGAGAAAAAGUCAUCACAAGCGUGAACGAGAGUGUUUGAAAGAGUUAAUGGAGAAAGAGCUCAAUAACGGGAACAAUUUUGAGGGCGAUCUCAUUGUGAAAGGAAAAAUCAAUUUGUGUGAUUUAGCUGGAAGUGAGAGGCUAACCAAAACCAAAGCGGAAGGAGUGCGGCUGACGGAGGCGAAAUAUCUAAACACUUCACUACUGGAGCUUGGGAAUGUUAUUCACGCCCUUGCACGUGGACAUAAGCGUCACGUGCCAUACAGAAAUUCUACGCUAACCAGACUCCUGCAGGACUGCCUUGGUGACAAUGGAAAAACAAAUUUUAUCAUCUGUAUAGCACCUUCCCUCGGUGAGGUGAACGAAACCAAGUGCAGUUUAAACUUCGGUCUUCGAGCCAUGAGAAUAACCAAUGUGGCCCGCCUUAAUGUUGAGGUGGACUAUAAAGUUUUGGCUGAACGACUGGCAAAAAAACUCGAGGAUCAAGAAAUUAAAAACAAGUUCGAGAAGCUGGAGUACCUCAGAGAAAUACAGCGGCUGAAAUCCGCAAUAAGCUGUUACCAGGAGAGCGAGAAUUUCGCUGGCAAAGAUCACGAGAAGUUAGUCACAGUAAUUGCUAAUCUUUCCAAGAGUGUCCAACGGGAGAAAGAGGAGAAGAAUAACCUUCAAACAGAGCUGGUGUGCCUGAAGAAGCAAGUAUCUCAACCAAUAGGAACAAGCGCUCCUGAUGUCGAGGCUGUUUUACUGGCCGAGCUUAUGUCCAUGGAGCUGUUAGCAAAUUUGCAAAACCCGGAUGCAGCUAAGGGGAUCCUUUCAGAUGGCUCACUUUCAGCCAAAGUUAAGAGUCAUCUGGCAUUGGCUGACACCCAAGAAACGCUUUUGAACAAUGCUGGGUGUUUCUUGCAGUUGUUAGACCUCCAUCUGGAUACUGAACUGGAUGCAAACGAAAGGAAGCGGGCAGCUUCCGAGGCCAAGGAAUACCUGCAAUUUAAUUUCUCUAGGGCGGGAUCGGUGGAGUUGUUCUCCAAAGACUGCUCCAUUAAAAUUUCUCCAAGGGGCGUCCCUAAAGAACCCUGUCUCAGCUUACCCAUGUACAAUAGCAGUCCUGAUGAAAAUUCCUCUGGACUGGCGGGUGGAGUGCGCAGAAUGUUGGGUAAACUCAUGGGACGAGAGAGCAAGGACAGAACGUCAGUUUCGCCUGGCACACAUUCCAGCAGCCAAGCAUGCUCUGUUCCGAGUGGUGACGUUACCCAACGUGUGCAUGAUCAGGAAGAAACCAUGAUUAAAACCAAGGCACUGUUAACACGCCUAACAAGCUCCAAAGAGAAGGUGGAGCAGCAAGUUCUCGGUCUAUUGUCGACGUUGUUUGACGAACAAAUCGCAAAAAAUGAAGGGCAAUGUCCGCAAUGGAACGAGCUGGGAAAUAAACUGACUAAGCUGAUCAUGUUCCGACGCAAUAACAUGCCUGGUUUAAGCGAAGCAGAUAUGUGGGCUAACUCUGAAGACUUGAACGCAAUCUUGGAGAAUUGUCUUCGUUUUGUCAUCAUUGAUAAAGCUCUGCUGGCUUGUCUUCUGGUAAUUGAGCUGCUGGAUCUGAGACAGGUAUGUGGAACACUAGAGGAAAAAAGAAAGCUUCCUACCCAAAAUGCUCCAGGAGAGAGCACCGCUAUGGACUCUUCGCCUCAGAGCACGCCUCCAAUAAAGACAACUGGUAGUAAGAAGAACUCUUCUAACAGCAAAGAGAUUGGGUCAAUUUCGCCAACAGCAUCCAUUUCACCGAGACGAGAGAAACUGAAAUCUCUGAAACACACCAAAACAGAACUGGAGAAGGAAAUAACUGAGAUGCACGAAGACACAACAUUUCUUGAAACAGAACUAUUUUCGACGAUGGAAGAGAGAACAAAGGUCGAGGAAGAACUGUAUGGUAUCAAGAGCCACGUGACAAAACUUCGAUCGGAAUUGUUUCACCUAAAGCUCGAAAAAUCUAACUUGGAAAGUGACGUCAAAAAAUCAAAAAGCCAAGAAAAUUUAGAGCAAAGUGAAGAUUCCGACGGAGCAAAGUCCACUUUCGAGUCACCAAAGGAACCUGUUCCCCGAGGAUAUCCUGAACUCUCGGACGUCUUAGAGGCUUCGCAUGAGAGCAACGACAGCGAAAACAGUUCCCAGAUGUCUGAUGGAAAUGAAACUAGAGAGGCCUUCUUGAAAACGUGUAUGGAAAAUAUCUCAAAAAUUUACACGCUUAUGCCGGAAGAUGCUGAGGAAAUAGCGAGUGAGGAUGAAAUGUCCGACGAGCAAGAACCAACACUUUCCGAUGCAAACAUUGACGACAGUGAUGAAGAAAUCAUUAUCACCAAACUUGCCCGAAGCCUUCGCUCACCUUGCGCAAGUCCCAAUAAAGAAAAAGUGUUUGAAACGUCACCGCCGUACAAGAGUGGACAGAAGCAAGCAGUUGUCGGUGACGUUAAAAAAGAUAAAAGCAACACUGGAAAUGAAGUAAAUGAGGACAUAGGGAAUAAAUCGAGAGAUGCAUUAAUCAAACAAAUACAAGAACUCAAGAGGAAACUGCACAAAGCUGAAAAUGAGUUAAAUGAAGCCCGAGAAGCAAACGAAGAUUUGGAGGAGGAACUGGAUCACAAAAAAGGCCAGCUGGCAGAAGCACAAGUAACCAUAACAAACCUUGAAAACCAGAUCGUCGAUGAAAAAGAAACAUGUGAAGAGGUGCGACAACAGUAUUUCAAUGUCAAAACCCAAAACGAAAUACUCGAUGGAAAGCUGAAGGCUUUACGAUCGGAAACGGAGAGACUUUUAAGAGAUAGCAAUAGUAGCAACGCUGUUUUCAGAUCGCCGGAAAGUUCACGUAGAGAUAAUCCACCACUAUCACCAACCAAGACAAAAGCGAAGUCUCCACUAAGGUCUCCUACUAAAGCAAAGGUUCCUAAAAUUGAUCUGCGAACUCCCCCUCAGAAGCAAGUUAUUGCAAAUGAGAUUGAAUUCAUUUCUCUGGUGGAAGAAAAUGCAGAGCUCAAAGUCAAGUUAGGGAAUGCAACACAGGAAAAAACUCGUUUAGAAAAAUCACUCAAAAUUGUAGAAGAAAAAUCCUUCAAGCUGAAAACUGUCAUUCAAACCAGCGAGGAUGCCUGCAGUCGGAUCAGAGAGGAAGUGUCAGCGAUCACCAAGGAAAAGGUUAGGCUUUCCGGUGAGAUAACAGAUUUACGGAAUACAAAUUCGAGCAUGGCAGAAGAGCUUCAGAAAUACCGGGAAAAAUCAACUCGUCUGGAGAAAGAUAUCGAAGCAAUCGCUUACAUGAGCACGCGACUAGAGAAAAACAACAAAAUACUCGAAAUGGAAAUAUCAAAAAUGGAAUCUGAACUAUGCUCUUGGAAAACCAAGCACGAGUCGAUGUCUCAGGAAUGUCAAAGACUUGACCAGGAAAACCAAAUAGCAAGGAAGGAUCGAGAAAAAGCUCUGCUUGAGCUGGGAGCUAUCAAAAAAGAGAAAAGUCAGUUGCUGGAGCAACGGUUUUCAAUAAACGAAGAAACGGUGAGAAGAGAGAAGCAACUUGAGGACAAAGAGGAACGAUUCUUUGAGUUGGAGGUUGAAGUGACCGAACAGAAACGGCUUAAUGCCAACCUCCAAAAGGAGCUGGCAGGUAUGGCAGAGUAUCAAGAAGCGUUAGAAAGUGAAUACUCUAAAGCAAAGAACGAAGAAGACAAGCUGAAGCAAGAACUGGGUAGAAUUAGUUCUCGAGUAAUUGAAGUUGAGACGCAACUUGCAUCUGCUUCACAAAAUACCCAGGACUAUGGGUUAAGCAUUGAACAAAAGUCUAAUAGUUUGAGCCUUCGAACCACUCUUAAAGACGAGCCGAGCCACAGAGGAAAAUCAUUCAGUGGAACACCCAGUAAAAAGUUUUAUACCAUUACUCACACAAGUGAAGACGAAAUUGCCGACACAUCCUCCUCUAUAGCAGAAUCACCCGCAGAUGAAAGCAAGCAGGUAGAACACGAAAAUCAGCUUUUGAAACUCGAAAAUGGCUACUUACAACAACAGUUGGCGGAGAGUGAGCACGUCCUUGCUCUGUACAGGCAAGAUCUGGAGAGCGCUCACGAUCUCAUCGACAAACUACAAGCGGAGAUGAAGAUAUUUACUGAUAAAACAAAGAAUGAUGCAACUGAAGACGAUUGCAAAACGCCGUCAGACAAGGAUGACACUGUCCAAGAGAUUGAAGGUUGCUCAGCCAUUGCAAACGAAGAAUACAGGUUACUUGAAGAAAAGCACGUUGAACUGACGAGAGAAUACGAGAUUCUUCGACAGCAAUAUCAAGAGGCAGUCACUGAGAAGGAAGGAGGAAACGACAGAGAGGCAACUGCAAAUGCAGCUUUGAAGAAGGUCACAUUCGUUGGUGAAAAAGCCAGCAAGAAAAUCACAACAUCCCAAAGAGAUGUUGUACAUCCGCAGAAUACCCUGCACGAUCGAAUAAAAGAGUUGGAUAGUGAAAAUAUGAAGCUAAAAGUAGCUGAAGAAGAACUAGAAAAGGGUCUGAAUGCAAACAACCAGCUAAUAAGGUCACUGGAAGAUGCAAAACGGGUACAAACGACGCUGGAGGAAAGAAUAGCCAAUUAUGAAAGUGAAAGGAAAGAUAACAAAUUGAGGCAAACAUACAUGGAAGAGCAAGUAGCCCGUUUAAAGGAGGAGAACGAGAAGUCAAGAGCUGAAGUACUUGAGCGCACUAUAAGUACCAGUCACCCGUUAAACCAUCAGCAAACUGCAGGUGAUGUCCUACAUGGCAAAAGAGCUGUUGACAAUGAAAACAAACUGCGUACGCUUGAGGAGGAUCUCCUGAAAGCUACUAGCGAAAAACUAAAACUAGAAUUUGAAUUAAGAAGUGCAAACGCCGAUUGUGAACGGCUAAAGAGUGACCUUCAUCAAAGCGAGUCCGAAAGGAACUUGUUAACCACCCAACUUAAUGACAACAUAGAGCGAGCAGCAAACCUUGAAAUACGACUGAUGGAGAUGCGGUGUUCAUGUGAGACAAUCAAAGAUGAAAUUAACACUCUUAAAAACCAGAAGAGACAAGAGAGUUUUCACCUUCAUGAAGCAAGCGUCUGUAAAGAGAUUUUGGAAAAACGGUUGGAAGAUGCACUCAAGGAAAACAACUCCUUACAUCACGAACUCGAAGCUAUACGCGAGGAAAGAGAGGAAACAAUAAAGAAGACUGCUAAGCUAGAAGAAGCAAAAGAAAAACUCAUUAAGGAAAUCAACGAGGUAAAAAAGCAGAAAGAAGUUGAGCAGAAGAUACCCGAUAGGCCAGCGCAAGAAAACAAAAAGGCAGAUGUACCGAUAGAUAAGGAGGUCUCUGAAGAAUCAAACGAACACAGAAAGCUACAUAGAGAAGACCAAGAACAAGUUACGAUCCUCCAAGAUGAGCUAAGAAAAAUUACCGAAGAUCAUAAUCAGCUAAAGGAGGAAUUACAGGAGAUAAAAGUUGUAAAGGAAAUUCUUGAACAGCAGAUUGAAAUCAUUAAAGUUCAGGGAUUGAUGGAAAAUGAGGACGCGCUUGUGUCGAAUUUUAAGCAACAUACUACCAAAGAGGAGCAGCAAGAAAUGACCACAAAUGAUGAGAUGGAAAUUGAGGAAAAGACCAAGUUACUUGAGAAAGAGAAAGGGCUUUUCGAAAAAGAGCUAACCAGGCUUCAAGUCGAAUGUAACAAGCUCAAGCAGAAACUUGCAUUAGGACAGUCACAAGUUCUGGAGGAUCAGAGGAAUGAGAGUGAAGAAAGGCAAGAACACUUGAAGAUAGAGCUUCAGAGGUUACGCGACCUGAACAAAGAGCUCGAAAACGAGUGUGAAGGUUCUAAUAAAUUAAUACACGAGCUAGAAAUAAAGACCAAGGCAUUGGAAAGCUUGGAAAAGGAGCUCCACUGCUUCCAUGAAGAAAACGACCGACUAACCCAGGAGGUAGAUAUAAUUCAACACACAAGUAAAGCCAUAACAGAUCACCAAUCUAGCAAGGAAUCACUGGAGGCAGAAAAAUCUUUAUUGAAGAAAGAACUUGAAAAUAUUCACGACUGCAACAGAACACUUCAAGAAAAGAUAGAGGACAUGGGUAAGGAGCUUGAGAUAGUUAACGAACAGAGGGAGAAAGUCAGUUCAAUAGAGAAGAUGAACGCUUCCUUAAACAAUGAGAUUGAGAAGUUACAGACGAUGCAUCAACAUCUUGAAAGCGAAUUGGCAACAACGCAUGGAAAGAUAAAAGAAAUGGAGAUCGUGAACGAUACUUUAAAAAAAGAAAACAAAGCUUUGAAGGGAAGGAUUAAUAACGAGGCGCCUCGGAGGAACGAUAACCACAGAAAGGUAUCGAGAGUAGAGAACAAAUUGAAGGGCACGUCAAAACAAGAACUAAGUAUCGCAAAGGAAGGCAAAGCAGUUUCUAAAUUGGAGGGAAAAAAUGAUGAGGACAGGGAAAAUGAUUUGCAACAGACGGUUGAACAGCUUGCAAGUGAAAGAAGCAGAUUGAAAGAUGAACAAGACAGUGUUACGAAAAACAAUCAUAACCUCAGUGUUCCUGACAAGGAUUCUCAGAGUGUCACUGUUUUAAAAGAAACAACCGAACCUCAGUCAGAAAAUGAAGAGUUUGAAGAGUUGACAAACAACAAACUGACCGGCAGCCGCGAUCAAGAAACGAACACUGAGUCCGAAAAUGAGAAGGAGAGCGCUCCCUUUGCAGUAGACGUUAAAGCUGGGCUUUCGCUGAUGGCAAAAGAAAAUCUGUUAUUGGAGAAGAAGGCAUCGUACUUUGUUAGAGCGCAGGUGCAGCUUGAACAGUCCCUUUCAAAAGCAAUGAAAGAAAACCUUUCUCUGAAGAACAAAGUAAGCGAAACAGAAAACGUCCUGACUAUACUUCGCGAGCGCGUACAUGAACUGGAGAAAAAUUCAAAUUCAAGUGCUCUGCCAUUGGUUGACUUAAAAAAAAGUGUCAUGUUGUCCAGCGACAGUGAGAGCGACUGUGAUGCAAACGAACUACCGAACAGCGGUAACAAGAAAAAAGGUCAACGUUUAGACGAUAAUUCUGCAGCUUUGCAAGAAAACACAGAGGAGCGGAACAAGAUGAGGUCUUGCCAUGAGGGUAGUGCGAUACAUUCAGUCCCAUCCAAUGUUGAUAAACUGCAACGCGAACUGGAGGAAGUGACGAAAGAAUUGGAAAAUCUCAAAAGCCAAAAGGAGAUACACAAGAUCGACUCGAAAGAAAAAAAAGACUCUGAGACUCAGAGUGAAAAAGAAGAUAAUCUUCUUCAUAAGCAAGAAGAGGAAAAUACACUUCUGAAACAAGAAAGGCAAAGUUUACUUGAAGAGCUUGAAGCGGCGACAAAUCAAAAGAAAUCCAUAGAACAUGAUCUAAGGCAGAACAAAGAGUCUUGCAUAAAGCAGGAGCAAGAAAUUAAGCUGUUACUGUCCUCAUACAGUCAAGAAAAAGAAAGUUUGUUGAAAGAACUUGAAAGUACAAGGUUAGACUGCCGCAAAGUAAAAGAGAAACUUCGAGCGUUGCAACAGAUCGAUUCUGAAUUUGCAGAUAUUCAAAAGAAAAGUACAGAAGCAGAAAAAUUGGUGACUGAACUCGAAAAAGAGUUACUUUGCCAAACUGAAAUGAAAAAUGAAUUAAAAAGAGAACUUCAGAAUUGUCAGAACAAGCUGCAAGAAAUAGAACAUCUGGAAACGAAGUUGCGAUCUUGUAGAACAGAAAUUGAAGAUCUGCACUCCACGAACAAUCAACUGAGGGAAGACAUGGAAAAAAAGAAAGAUGAAAAUAAUAAUUUAAUCGAUGAGCUGAAAAACGUCAAGAUUAAAUUACGAUCAUUGGAGAAACAGAAAAAGCAAUCAAUGAAUCGGGAUGCUAUCAUGAAAAAUAGUCAAGAUCAAAGCGUACAAACUGACUCCGGUGCUGACGUUUUUGUUCAUCGAGAUCAGGAAGUUCCUAAACAGAAAACCCAAGCAAAAGAUGUAGAGGAAACCAAGAACACCAUGGCUUGUCGAGAAUCUCACGACAUCAAUAGUCACAAAGUCUUUCCACAGUCCGAUGAACUGCUUAGUGAGAGUCGCAAAUCCAACGAGGGUGUAGACAAUGAGGCACAGGAACUUAACUCAUCCGAGAUCAAAACCAGAAAUGAAGGGAUAGAACUAGGGGAUGACAAUCGCUUUCAGGGAGUUUCUAUUCCGAUAAUAAUAAUAACCCAAGAAGACGAUACUGUCACGAUCAACAACGAAAGUACUACAGGACUAAAUCUGUUCUUAGGGGACUUCGAGAAAGAUUCGCCAAAUGAUCAAAGUACUCCUGAUGAAGAAAACCAAAAAAACACCCCUUCCAUAACGACGAUAGACGAUGUCGAGCCUUCAGUGGACAAGCAGAUUAUUCCUUUGGAAAUAUCAUCAAAUCAAGAACUAAGCGCUGUGAAAAUCCAAGAUCAAAGGACUGAAGAAAAUGUGAUAACCAUGAGUGACUCAGAAAAAAAUGGCCUACAAAAUCAAAGAAAUGGUUCCAAUAAGCAAGAAGUAAGUGCAGAGCCUGAAAUUGGUUCUAAAAAAGAUGAUUCGACCUGGAGCUCCCUUCAAAAGGAUGUACAACAGGAUGACGCCCUUUACGACGGUGAAAAGGAGGAGCCGUUGAGUCUAAGCUCUAGACGAGAAUACGAGUGGACGAUCUCCAACCUCAAGUCGGAGUUGCAACAACGCUCUGAAGACCAUGAAAGGAAUCAACAAGAAAUUGGCUCCCUUGAAGAACAACAGCUGUCUAUGAAAAGGGAAAUUGUUUCGUUGUUAAGUGAGUGUGAAUCACUCAGAGCAAAGGUAGCUUUACUACAAACUCAGAAUGAAGCCGUCUUGAAGGAACAGAUUCUAAACGAUGAGGAAAACGAAGAGCUCCAACAAAAUAUGCAAGACAUUCUUGAAGAAAAGAAUUCAAUCGAGGAAGCCAAGAAAAAACUUGAAAGUGAGAAAGCAAGACUAGAGAUCGAGUUAUCUGAUGCAAUAGAAACAAGAGAGGCAGUGGAAGGAGAGUUACUUCGCUUCAGAACCGAAAAUGCAACUUUAUCACAACACACAGUGGAAGGACAGUUGUACGAUAUUAGUGAAAGAUAUGCUAAAUUGGAAACAGUACUUUCAUGUGUUCUUGAUGAGAACUCAAAAAUGACUGCAGAGCUUUCAGCUCUCAAAGCCGAAAACGGCAUGCUUAAGAGCUUCAAGAUUAUGGAAAUAACGGACAAAUGUACGCAAUUUUCACCGAGAACAACAGAAGAUGAAAGCGAUGGAGAAGGGACACAUUCUUUAAAGAGAAGGAAAUCUACAUUAUCUAUUACUCGACAAUCUCGACUUAGUGAAGAUCUUACGAAUCAAUUGUACGUAGCCAGUCCAAAAUCCACAGGAACAGACGAGGUUAAAGACGAUGAAGAAGGAACAACAACUGACGAGUUUCCAGUGACUCCUACUCCUGCUGUCAAAGUCAAUGGUGAAUCUGACUUCGACAGAUUUGGCGAUGAUCAACGUCAGAUGAAGAAAGAUGAAGUUCCCACUUCGAUAGAGGAUGACAAUGGAAGAGAACACCGCGCCGCAAUGAGCGGCGAAUUACCGUCACUGCUGCCUCUUGCCAAAAGAAGUCUAGUGGAAAAUACUGAGCUGGAGGUGAUCUCAGUGGGAAAAAGUAUACGCAAAAAACACCAAAGAAAAACCUUAAAGGAAAGUUCUUCUCGCAAAAAGCAUUCUAAACCUGACGAUGCUGACAAAGUCGAGUCGGAUGAACAUGACUCGAGUAUGGAAGUCCACACUAGCAGCUCUCUCGUUUCGAUCACAGAUCUCGACAUAAGCAUCUCUUCUGAUCAAAUCUCGUCAGAAGAUAGCUCUGUUGUGGGUCCAGAAAUACGGGUCCUUCAAAGGAUGCAAAAAGAACUCGCAGAGACGAAAUGCAGUAAUGUUCUUGUUAAAAAUGAGUUGGCCAUUAUAAGAAAGCACAACGCAGAUCUCCAGAAUCAAGUGCAAAAGCUACUCAGCAGAAACAAUCACCUGAAAACAACAAUGUGCGACAAGGCUUUGUCUGUGAAACGGAUGGAGAAGGAAGUUUCUAACAUCCAAGAUGAGAAUAACAAGUUGCAGCAACAGGCGAUGAUUCUCCAAGACGAGAUGGCGAGCGUGGAAAAAGAAAAGGCCAAAUUUGAACGCAACAUGUCUGCAACAAAAUCUGAGAACAAGCGACUAAAAUCCGAUCUAUCAAACAUUAAAGCAGAGAGCUACAGAACCAUGAAGGAGCUGGUGAACUUGCAAAGUGAGAAUAGGAAAUUGCAGCUGGAAAUUGAGAGGCUGAAGGAAGACUCACGGAGACUAAAUGGACCUUGUAGUGACGACUCAACGUCGCAUAAAGUGCCAUUCUGGGGAACGAUGUCUCAUGGUGAUAGGAGUACAUCGCGGAGGAGUUUACAGGAAAAACAAGUUAAACAAAACACGACUCAUCUGUACGAUGCAACAAUUAGCGACCUUACUUUCAGUCACCGUCAAACUUCAAAAGAUUCGCAAGGUCCGGAGUUAUCCCCACUGAAUCUUUCUGAAGAGCUCCAGAAACAAGACACUGAUGACGACCACUAUGGCAAAACAUUUAUUGGAUCGGCAGACUCGAUCAGCAGCGAAGACAGAUCAAGAUCUUCUGAGCUUGUGUCACGGCGAGGAAGUCAGCUCUCCUUCACCAGUGAAGCAAGUCACCCUGGCGAGGGCAGUGACCGAAACGAAAUUGAACACCAAGAAAAAACUGGAGACGAACACGAAGACGAACAAGGGGGCAAAGGCAAAAGCAAGAAAAAGAUAAAAACGAUUCUACGGAAAUUCCAGCACAGCAAAAAAACAAAGUCUUCAAAGUAAUUUGUCUAUUGAACGAGUUAUUA
This is a messenger RNA of Stylophora pistillata, 11809 nucleotides long. RefSeq lists its product as uncharacterized. Gene Ontology annotation, molecular function: ATP binding; microtubule binding; microtubule motor activity. Lineage: Eukaryota; Metazoa; Cnidaria; Anthozoa; Scleractinia; Pocilloporidae. Gene Ontology annotation, biological process: microtubule-based movement. The record is from RefSeq and is a predicted model, not a curated record.